Porites lobata is the source of this 5636-nucleotide messenger RNA. The record is from the annotation of a GenBank genome assembly. NCBI's taxonomy places the organism in Eukaryota, Metazoa, Cnidaria, Anthozoa, Scleractinia, Poritidae.
AUGGAGAGAGCUGAGAAGGCAAAAGUAAGUUCAGUACGUCCUUUGGUGUAGUGGAAGUGUAUUGUGCAUUUAAGGGAGGUAACGUAAAUUUGAAAACAUCAAUUGAUAUAAGGUUCGGAAAUACCAUAUUGUUUAAGACUUACUUAUGCCACUGAUAUUAUUAUUGUAAAGGGAAUAAAGGGAGAUACAAAGAAUCAACCAAAUGAGGACACAGAAAUAAUCCCAUCUGGGGCUCAGAUUUUUUUCUGUGUCCUCUUAUGGUUGAUUCUUAUGAUCUCCCUUUAUUCCCUUUAUUUGAUUCUGUUUAAGACUUGCACAUAAAUUAAACUCAGAAGACGCGGAGUUUAUUACAAAAAGCACUGCACCAUCGUUAUUUAACUGUUUGAGCAGGGAGUCACCUUACUUCAUUGGAGUGGGGAGGAAAGGGAAUGUUGGGGGGGGGGGGCAGGAUAAUUUUGCCCGCAGAGAGGGUACCUGCUAUAACACUUACCAGUGGAAAUCAGUGAGGUAUGUAGGCUGAGGAAGUUUCGUUUACCUUCUGAUUUAAUCAAACUUUUCUAACAGGCGUCGAGAGGCCCUCUACACAAGGCUGCUAUCAGUGGACAAUACGAGAUGGUCAAAAUACUUAUUGAAAGUGGUGAAGAUGUAGAUCAAAGAGAUCAGGUUUUAGUCUACCCCAGUUUAUUUAAAUCCUCUGUUAAGCCCGACCUUCUGCGUUCGGUUUAUUAGCGAACUCUCGUAUUCUUUUCUCACCUUGGCUGCGCCAAUGCAACAGCCUACGAACAAGCUCUUGCGUUAGUUUUUGCGGUGGUUUCUCGAGGAAUUUCGUGCCAGUGGGAAAAUAGACCUUUUGCGGGUGGCUAGUCACCUGUUGAAAGGGCUGUGUCAAGACGCCAGAAACACACUAGCGAGAGUCAAGCAAAGAACUCGCAUAAGUUAAAAUGCCUUCAUUAGGUUAAUCUUGAUUGCCCUGGUGAAGUUGUCCACUGCGUGGUCAAGAACUCUGAUGAUGGCUUCCUCAUAGGUUGCGAAGCAUUAGUUACUUUUACCAACAUGCUACAGGCGAAUCUGCCACAUAUGCCUUCCAUUCUCUGAUCAAGCCAUUAAAAUAAACUCUCUGAAUAUUAAAAGAGCGUAGCAAUUUCAGUUAUCUGUGAAAAUCUGAGCCCGAUACAUCAAAUAGUUUCGGAGAAAUUAUCUUACAAAAACUAAAAACUUCCCAAAGAUAGUACGGAGUCAUUAACGUCUUUGCCACCCAGCAAUUUCGCAGUUUUCGGUAGCUGCUCUUUCCCUUCGUAUUACUUGCAAGGAGCUGAAAAUUGCACAAAUUUCUCAAAUUAACCAACUCUAUCAAUUACAGAGUAAUGCUGCGCACUAGUCCACUAUCCAUUUCACAAGUUGAGUAAAAUCACUCCAUACAGGUUCUUGAAAGGCCACCAUUGUUACCGGACUAGCCGGCUUCUUUCAACCUCAUCUAACUGUGUUAUUUUUUCCUAUUUUUGUAGUUUUCUCUGACCCCUCUUCAUCUUGCCUGUUGGUAUGGACAGGAAUCUGUUGUCAAACUGUUGUUGAAACAUGGUGCAAACGUCAACGCCAAAGACAGAGUGAGUUGGUGAACGUUUUUACUUUGAGUAAUAUAGUGCCGUGAGAUGGGUGCCACAAGGAAGAAAACGUUUUGUGUUUAAUGUUCCAUUGCGCAGGCAAAUACAUUUGCUCUAGUAAUUCUAUCUCUGGUAUCCAUAAGUCCCUGCCACCUGUUUCAAUUCACCAGAGUUGUUAUGUUACCUCCUUAACUCCUACAUAUUUAAGCUCCUUCUCCAUUAUGGCUCCUACACCAAUUAAGUUAAUAAGCCACUUUUCAACUGUCAAAGGGUGUUUGAUGAAUUUUUGUACACUGGUAACAGAAAAUGAAUGAGGGGACUACUACCAAUUACAUGCACUUACCUAUCAAGUCAUUUAAAGAAUUAAAGAGCAACAACAACAACGAAAAAAAGCUUAGUUUUCGCAAGAUAACCACUGAGUCGUUUUUUGUUUUUGUUGUCAGGGCUGUCAAUAAGGGCCGGUAGCCGACCAAAACCGCCGGCUAGUUAGCCAUCCUUAGCCGGCUACUUUCAUAUCCUUCUACCAUAACUGCUAACAAAAAAUAAGCACCAUCGAAUAAAAUUGUAAAGCAUCCGUUUCCCAGUUUUGAAUGACACUGAACGUUAUUUACCCAGGUUUAGAUCUGUGAAACGUUCGAACCGUGCGAUGUCGAGGAACGCGUGGGACAUUUCGACGGCAUUGUUCCCAGUCUUGCGUGUAUUCUGACGAAACAACAUGGUGUCUGCGAUGGAAAAUACCUCUUGAAAACCCCUGGAAAUGACACUUCCGAGACUCCAAAUUUCAAAAUGUGCCUAGAUGCCUCGGCCCUCAAGAGUUUGUGGCUUUGGUGAGAGUUCCAAUGCCGCCUACUUAAUUCAUUAUCAGCCUACUACUUAAAAACUUUUUGACAGCCCUGGUUGUUGUUUUUUAAGGCUUGCAUUAGAUCUUGUUAUAAAAAACUAUUAAUUUAGCCCACACUACAACACCUACGUCCAGGACUGAACGCCGAUGCCAUUUUUUCCAUUGCUUGCUCUGUAAGUUUUGUAGUCAGAAGUACGUUCAUAUAUGCUGAGGAGACAGAGGUAUACGGUGUGCUGUGGUGAAUAGCAGGUGGUAAUUAACGCGUAUUACUCUGUUAUAAUGGUUUUAGUUUCAACGUACACCUCUGCAAAAAUCUGAACGACAAGAACACCACUCCAUAGUGCAGUUGCUUCUGAAGAAUGAUGCCAAGCCAAGUCUUCAUCAACCAGUAAGAUAUCAGAUUGUAUGUGCUUCUUGCCAAGCGUUUUCUUUCAGAUUGUAUGUUCCUAUGUCCUUCUUGCCAAAUGUUGUCUUUAAGGUGUUACUCCUUACAUUUGUUAUAUUCUUUGUUCAUAAUUGUGAACUUUACAGUCAGACUUACACAUAUCGUAUGAACUUUUAUCCAAGCUUUUAUCGCGAACACCUUAUAUUUGUUCUUAUGUACACGAACAUUAUUUUUAACCAUUAAUAGCCGACAACAGCAAAGGUCGAGUGUCUGUCCGCUUAAUAAAGGUUUUAUGGUACAUUUUAUUUAUUGGUUAGUGAAUGUCCAUGGUUCUGGCGUUGCGUCUUAUGCACAUGCGGUCUCUGAAUGGGUGAAUAACAUAUAUUUAGAGUUAUUAACAAAAUGGUGCUGAAAGACUCGCAUUUGUAUUUUUAAGAGGCCCACCCUUAUAUUACUUUUGACGCCAUAUAUUUUAACCAUAGCAACCAGCCACCAUCACAUGUUGUGUUAAAUGUGUCCAUUUGCAAUAAGAAUACAGUGAAUUCCUGUUAAUCUAUUAUCUGCAAAAGUAAGUGGCAAAUGAAUUUCCUCUUUAUUAUUUUCGCUCAAAACAUGGUCAUUUUCAUCAUAGGUCUGUCUAAAGAAACUCACAAGAAAAGCUUUCUUGCAAGUGGAUGAACAAUCUGGAUUUAAUCUACUCCAGGCGGCUGUCUUUGUAGAAAAAUACAACAUUGUUUUAGAAGCUAGUGGCCUUCUUGACAACUUUGUCAAAGAGAUGGAACUUACAAAAACGGGGGAAAACGCCAACGAAUUUGUAGGGAAAACCGCAGUUGACUUCUUGUCACUUAGAAAGAGAUCAAACCCAUUUCAUCCUGCUAUUAAAAGGAUUUAUGAAAAGUUGGCUGAGGACAAGAGCGGACUGACUGAGCUACAGUGGGCUACAUGUAAUGAUGAUGUGGAACAUGCAGUUGAACUUGUAUUAAAUGACUGUGUAGAUGUUAAUGCCCCAGGAUCAGACAAUGAUUGGACAGCUUUGUUGCAGGCGAGUUGUUCAUCCUCAAGUCAGUAUAUUGAGACCCUCAUUGAUCUUGGGGCUGACGUUAAUGCCCAAACAAGAAAAAGAAAAGAAACUCCUCUAAUAUUAGCAGCUGACUGGCACAACUACCUGGCAGCAAUCUUAAUUGUAAGGCAUGGAGCAAAUGUUAAUGUUCAUAUUGGUAAUGGGUUCACGCCACUGCACGUUUCAGCCAAUAAAGGUCAAGAAAACCUCGUCAGAUUGUUGCUUAAACACAACGCAAAUGUAAAUGUUCAAGAUAAUGCUGGAUGUACACCCUUGCACGAUUGUGCCUCAGCGGGGAACGAAAACCUCUGUAGAUUGUUGCUUGAACACAACGCCGAUGUAAAUGUUCAAGAUAAAGAUGAAUAUACACCCUUGCACUGGUGUGCCAGAAAGGGUAACGAAAACCUCUGUAGAUUGUUACUUGAACGCAACGCGGGUGUAAAUAUUCAAGAUAAAGGUGGAUAUACACCCUUGCACUGGUGUGCCUUAGCGGGGAACGAAAACCUCUGUAGAUUGUUGCUUGAACACAACGCAGAUGUAAAUAUUCAGGAUGAAGAUGGAUAUACACCCUUGCACUUGUGUGCCAGCGAGGGUAACGAAAACCUCUGUAGAUUGUUACUUGAACACAACGCAGGUGUAAAUAUUCAGGACGAAGAUGGAUAUACACCUUUGCACUGGUGUGUCGAAAAGGGUAACGAAAACCUCUGUAAAUUGUUACUUGAACGCAACGCGGGUGUAAAUAUUCAAGAUAAAGGUGGAUAUACACCCUUGCACUGGUGUGCCUUAGCGGGGAACGAAAAUCUCUGUAGAUUGUUGCUUGAACACAACGUCGAUGUAAAUAAUCAAGAUAAAGGUGGAUAUACACCCUUGCACUGGUGUGCCUUAGCGGGGAACGAAAACCUCUGUAGAUUGUUGCUUGAACGCAACGCCGAUGUAAAUGUUCAAGGUAAAGAUGAAUAUACACCCCUGCACUGGUGUGCCAGAAAGGGUAACGAAAACCUCUGUAGAUUGUUACUUGAACGCGACGCGGGUGUAAAUAUUCAAGAUAAAGGUGGAUAUACACCCUUGCACUGGUGUGCCUUAGCGGGGAACGAAAACCUCAGUAGAUUGUUGCUUGAACACAACGCAGAUGUAAAUAUUCAGGAUGAAGAUGGAUAUACACCCUUGUACUUGUGUGCCAGCGAGGGUAACGAAAACCUCAGUAGAUUGUUACUUGAACACAACGCAGGUGUAAAUAUUCAGGAUGAAGAUGGAUAUACACCUUUGCACUGGUGUGUCAAAAAGGGUAACGAAAACCUCUGUAGAUUGUUACUUGAACACAACGCGGAUGUAAAUACUCAAGGUAAUCGUGGAUAUACACCCUUCAACUGGAGUACUAGAGAGGGUAACGAAAACCUCUGUAGAUUGUUGCUUGAACACAACGCGAAUGUAAAUACUCAAGAUGAAGAUGGAUAUACACCCUUGCACUGGAGUACUAGAAAGGGUAACGAAAACCUUAGUGGAUUGUUACUUGAACACAACGCCGACGUAAAUGCUCAAGAUCACCGUGGCUAUACACCCGUGCACUGGAGUAUCAGAAAGGGUAAAGAAAACCUCUGUAGAUUGUUACUUGAACACAACGCGAAUGUAAAUACUCAAGAUGAAGAUGGAUAUACACCCUUGCACUGGUGUGCCUUAACGGGGAACGAAGACCUCUGUAGAUUGUUACUUGAACACAACGCGGAUGUAAAUACUCAAGAUGAAGAUGGA